Messenger RNA from Macrobrachium nipponense, 6013 nucleotides. RefSeq names its product geranylgeranyl transferase type-2 subunit beta-like (gene betaggt-II). The coding region runs from base 133 to 1152 and encodes 339 amino acids. The transcript is spliced from 7 exons. Gene Ontology annotation, biological process: protein geranylgeranylation. The record is from RefSeq and is a predicted model, not a curated record. Gene Ontology annotation, molecular function: Rab geranylgeranyltransferase activity. NCBI's taxonomy places the organism in Eukaryota, Metazoa, Arthropoda, Malacostraca, Decapoda, Palaemonidae. Gene Ontology annotation, cellular component: Rab-protein geranylgeranyltransferase complex.
AAACAUGGUUUGCAAACUGUUUGCAAACAUGCAAACAAUGUUUCCUAGUGUGGACAGGCCUCCACAGGGUAACGGUUUUCUAGGAUAACGUUUAAAACUAUCUGCAGAAAAGGCUACGUGAACUAUAAAGCAAUGUUGAAACGAUCUCCAGCCGCAAGUCAUCCUAAGGAUGUUGUUAUAACAGAUGAACACCCAAAAACAUUAUUACUUCAGAAGCAUGCAGAUUAUAUCAUAGGUUACAGCAAAAAGAAAGAGGAUUAUGAAUAUACUAUGACAGAGCAUUUCCGAAUGUCUGGUGUUUAUUGGGGGAUAUCAGCUGUGGACUUGCUUGAUCAACUGGGGAAGAUGGACCGCACAGAAAUUGUAACAUUUGUGAAAAAGUGUCAUGAUCCAACCACAGGGGGAUUUGCUCCCAGCAUUGGUCAUGAUGCACAUCUUUUGUAUACAUUAAGUGCUAUUCAGAUUCUUGCCAUCUUAGAUGCAAUGGAGGAAGUGGAUGCUGAAGCUGUGGUUAGAUUUAUAGUUGGUCUUCAAAAUGAAGACGGCUCAUUUUGUGGGGACAUGUGGGGUGAAGUUGAUACCAGAUUCUCCUUUUGUGCAGUUGCCUCAUUAGCAUUACUUAGAAGACUGGAUGCAGUUAAUAUAGACAAAGCCAUAGAAUUUGUUAUGAAAUGUCAAAAUGUUGAUGGAGGGUUUGGAACUCGGCCGGGAUCAGAAAGCCAUGCUGGACAAAUAUAUUGCUGUCUUGGUUUUCUUUCAAUUACAGGUCAACUACAUAGAGUAAAUGGGGAUCUCCUAGGAUGGUGGUUGUGUGAACGUCAGUUGCCUUCUGGAGGACUGAAUGGAAGGCCAGAAAAAUUACCUGAUGUCUGUUACUCUUGGUGGGUAUUAGCCUCCUUGACAAUGCUGGGACGACUUCAUUGGAUUAAUGCAAGCAAGAUGAGAGUUUUCAUUAUGGCAACACAGGAUCCCGAGACCGGGGGAUUCACAGACCGACCAGGUGACAUGGUAGACCUAUAUCACACAUUAUUCGGACUUGCCGGUUUGUCAUUAUUAGGCGAAUCUGGUCUUAAACAAAUUAACCCAGUGUUCUGUAUGCCUCAGUAUGUUUUAGAUCGAUUAUCUCUUUCAGUUCAAAUAAUGUCCAUAUGAUACAAGACACUGUUUGCUUUGUUUUCAUAAAUUUUAUGGAAAACAACAUUCCUGUUAUCCUGCAGAGGUGCUGUUAUCCAAAUUAACAAUUCCUUCUUAGUCAUUGCAUAAUCAUAGUUUUGUAUUGAGAUCCAUAGUACAUUGAUGCUUACUGGUAGUUUUGUACUUUUACAACUUUCUAGUCCCAAAUUCUGGGAAAUGAUUAAUCCAUAUGAGUUUCAGACUUGAAAAGUGGACCAUCAAAAUGCCACUUGGGCUGUUAACUGUUUAUUAUUCUUGUAUCCUAGCACAAUGUAAAAAAAGUAAGCUUUCUUUGCCAUACACUGUUUUAGAAGUACCAGUCAUCUGGCAAUCAGUGAAAUUAUUUUGCUCAUUUUUUUCAAAUUCCAGGAGCUGCAAGUACAUUAAGUAAGGAAGAUUUAAAUUAAGCAUGUUAGGAUUAAUAAGUUUUAGUUUACAUUAUUUUCACCAUAGCUAGAUUAAAACAUAUUGGAUUAAAUUGAUAUUGUGUCCCUUCCAAACAGACUAUUGCAGCAUACCAUAGAUUGUAUAUAUUGAUUUCUGAUUUCUUAGGCUGCUGAUAUUUUCCAUUGUUUAUUUAUUUGAAUAAGUUUUGACUUAGAGGAAUGAUGUGAAAAAAGCUCAUGUUCACAAAGCUGUUCUGUUAUAAAUUAUUUCUUGAUCUGGCAGUUAUAUUUAAUAUUUUAUAUUUGAGAUGGCCAUUUGUAGCCAUUACACAAAUCAGCAGCUAUUUCAUGAUACAACAAUGGUAAAAAUAACUCCCCAAACCUUUACAUUAAAACUGCAGCGUUUCUUGCAUGAAGGCCAGUAAGCAGUACCCGAGGUUCCUUGCAGAGACCCCUAUGCAUUAAAAUACAUUACAGUCAUCUCUCAAUUAAUGCAAGGGUUACGUUCUUGGAGAGCUUGCUUUAAUUAAAAUCGUGCUAUUUAAACAUUUUUCCCAUGUGAAAUAACAGGAAUAAGGGGGCUUAUGUUCCUGGACUUGGGGAACUGUGCUUUUUUGCUAAGUAGAACUGAGUUGGAUAACAGCAACAACUGUUUGGUGUAUUUCAACCAUUGUACGAUAGUAAACAAUUACCAUAGUUAUGUUAUAAAAGACAUUAUGUAGAAUAGGACUGAUAUAUUUUUAUGUUAUUAUUAAAUUUAAACCAAGUUGUAGCUGAAGAUGACAAAACUGUUCAAGCUGCUAAUGACUGUUAUCGUACAUCUGCAACAAGGAUAAAACUCCAGUAAAGUUAUGCCAUCAAACACAACUGCAGAUAAAAUCGAGAGAAAAUCAUUUUAAUAAAAACUACUGGGCUUGAAACAACAAAUUUUACUGUUGUUUUCACGCAAAUAAAAGGUAAUAACGUAAAGAGUGAAAAUAGCGACCAGAAUCAUGAUUUUUUUUUUUUUUUUUUUUUUUUACGCAAUAAACAUGCUCCACUGCAAUGUUAAUGAAAAAAAUAAUUUAGUUCACAACGAGACUUAUUCAAUCCAUAUUUUGGCUUAAAAAGUUGUCGUAUAAUGAAAAAUUACCUUGUCUCAUUUAAGUAAAGUAUCUAGAUAUUCGUUUAUGCUAACUAAAAGCAUAGAACUGAGUUAAAUACAGCAAAAUAAACCAAGACAUUGACUGCUAUGUUAAUAUUUUAUAACACAAUAAUAUGAGAAUACAUACAAUAUUAUUGGAUACAGUGAAGUAAUGUAUAACUUUAAAAGAUUCAUGGAAAAGAUGCAUAGUAUUUGUGACAUCGCUCAAUUAUGCCGAUGUCGGAACGAAGCUGAUUCUCGUUUCGGUAGAAUUUUUCUUUAUUUGCUUUAUUAAUAAAUGAAAAAAAUCAUUCGCUUGAUUAAUAAACAGUUUUUCCCUUUAUUAAUAAAUACAUACUGUGCUAUGUCUUUGUUUAUGUUGACGGCCAUCGUCUGCAGCACUGAUGUGUUUUUUUAAACAUUUUUAAAUAUUUUCUAGCUCACAUUAAAUUGAAAACACGUUAAUUAAACACUCGUUAAUUGAGAGGUGACUGUACUUCCUUUCCAUUUUUAUAUGUUGUUCUUAGGCUCUUCCCACUUAGCUGCCUAGCUUCAUUGUUUCCAUCCAGUUCAAUAGGACCUCUCCAGAAUCCAGGAAUGACUUGGCCGUCAGGUUUAACUAUACAAUGCAGAAAAAUGAUCUAGAUUUGAUACACCAGAGCAUUUUAACAGUAUUGGUGGUACUCAAAAACUUUUCAUUGUAUUUUUUUUAAGUUUAAUUAGAACACCAAGUCAGUUUCUAGACUCAUAAAAGGGGUCCAAAGAGAAGGCAAAUAUGUAACUGAAGUUUAGAAAGCUAGGCAGUAAGUUGAAGAGACUAAAUGGUAAGGAUGAAAAGCAAAAGGGUUAAAUCAAUGUAGCUGCGUUCUUUAGUCCACUGCAAAGAACUUAUAAGUGCUGUUCCCCUGGUGUGUUGAGUAAGUAAGUCUAUAGGCAAUACUCCUCUAAGGGUACUUAUCUGCUGUACUGGGCUACUAAGUCUUUCAUUGUACUUAAAUGGUUAUUUUUUUGUUUACUGGUACUAUAGUUGUUGACAAAGAUUCACUACAUGGCUGGAUAUAACUUAUACAGCUACCAAGAAAGCACACUGAGUUACAACAGGAAAUUGGCUUUCUAUAGUAGUUUGGAAAAUUAUCAUCUUAAUGAAAAAUUACCAUUUUCACAAAAAGUACUAGCAGUUGUUACAAAUGUUAUUGAAAUAUAUAUAUAUAGUACUAUACAUUAAGGAGUACUUAAAACAUGAAAAAAUUACUUGUUGCUGCUUUUUUAUUUUGCUGAAUAUCUGAAGGAAAUAUUUUUCAAAGUUAUAUUAUUUUUAUCUUUAAAUAAUGUCUCUUGAAACCAAGAGUGUACAUAAGGCUCGUGCUUUAAUGUUUAUGGAUGUGCUGUUGGAAGAUUUUAAGUCAUAUCAAAGCUUUUUUUUUUUGUCUCACAUUGUUUACUGAUCUUAAAUUUGGUGGUCACCAGUGUGCAGUUGUCUGAUAGAAUUAUAUUUGGUACUUAGAAAAUGUACACAGGCUACCUUUUAUUUAACAAUUACUGUACUUUAAUUUUCUAGAUUGCUGUGGUGAACUGACAUUACAAAGACCAGACCAUGGUUUUGAAUACUUCAUGUACUGUAACUACUUAGAUCCCAUUAUGAUAAGUUAGCCUGAUAUUUGUUUUGGUUUCUUAUCUCUAAAUUUCCAAAUAACAGUAGAAGAACUGCUUCUGCAUCUUUCAGUAUUGUCUUUUUUUAUCACUAUGUUUCAGAUUAUUUUGCAUACUUGUGAGCAAUAUUUUAAAGAUAUAACAUUGCCAACAGGUAUAUUUAGAUAUUUUGUAACACCCCUCUUAAAGUUGUAUUGUAAGAGCUCUGCCCACUUGACUACAUUUACACACGGCUCUCUUUUACUGAUGGUAUUGGAAUAGUUUUGGUAGUAUUGCUGAUAAAAUCUGAAGCAUUUACGAACUUAUUAUGAUAGGUCCUCAGGAAUCUAGGGCCUAAACAUCUGCUCAUUAGGUGAAACUUUCUCCCUGGUGCCCUUUAGUUUGAAUAAGCAAAAAUAAACUUUCACAGAUAUUUGUCAGUUACAUUUAACUGAUUGUGUUACAGAGAAAACCAGGGCUUAAAUUAAUCCCAGGUAGUAUGCUGGUUACUUUAGAAAUAUGUAUAAAUCUUAAUACCAUACACAGUGCGUACUAUGAAUAAAACUGAUUUGUUUACUGAAUGUAUAUAAAUCUUAACACUAUAGUGUGUAAUGAAUAACACUGAUUUAUAUACUGUAUGUAUAUAAAUCAGGGUUAUUCAUAGUACACUGCAAUGUUAAGAUCUAUAUAUUUCAAAAGUAAGCAGUAUACCAUCUGGGAAAAAUUGCAGACCCUGGUUUUCUCUAUAACACAAUCAGUUAAAAGUAGUCGACCAAUAUGUCUGAAUGCGCACGCGCGUUUUUUUUUUUUGGUUGCUUAUUCAAACUAAAGGGUACCAGGGAGAAAGUUUCACCUGACGAGCAGAUGUUUAGGCCUUAGAUUCGUGAGAAGCUAUCAUAAUAAAGUAGUCAGUGCUUCAGAUUUUCUCAGUAAUACUAUCAAAACUAUUCCAAUACUUCCAGUAAAAAGAGCUCUGUAUAUAAGUAGUAAAGUGUGCAGAGCUCUUACAAUACCACUUUCAGAGGUGGGCGCGUUACAAAAUAUCUAAAUAAUUAACUACAAUAUUAAGUGAAAUGAUCAUUCCAAAAAUAAUGCCACAUUGAAGUGGUAUUAACCAGUUGUUGAAUUGGUCAUACUUCUCAAAUCCAUGGGUAUCUUGAAUAACCCACAUGACAUAAUCCCUGAAUGCAAACACUAUUUACAGUCAUGCAUAUUUUGCCCAAUUUUCAACAACUUAUAUCAAAUAACAGAAACAAGUCCUUGAAAGAGACUUUUAUCAGAAUUUUUAACAUUUUCAAUCCAGUUUUUAAAAUUUCAAAAUGUAGAAGUAUAAUAUACGAGAUCUAAUAUUCAUUAACAUCCUCCCCUUUGGGAGAGUCUGUCAAAAGUUAAGAAAUCUAACUCUUGUCUAGUUAAAUAAUUUAUUAAUGAUUAUUUUUUACAAUCCUCUGCAUGGACAGUGUUAUUAACCAACAUCAUUAUCUUUGAUGUAUGGAGACAGAAGAGUUAAUCAAUUAAGGAAAUCUUAAAGAACUGUGGCUAACAAUUUUUUUUCAACUUAUGUACAUAUGUACUAAAGUACAAAUAUGCAAAGAGGUUUUUAGGUAGUAUCCGCAGCUGGUUCGCCCUCUCCUGAUUUCUUCCUGUUUCUCCAUGCUUCCAUGUAUGUUCGUGGGUGGAUGGGCAAAAGCCCAGCUAGGCC